Molecule: messenger RNA, 816 nt
Organism: Aspergillus niger
Lineage: Eukaryota; Fungi; Ascomycota; Eurotiomycetes; Eurotiales; Aspergillaceae
Exons: 5
Coding region: 1-816 (271 amino acids)
Molecular function (GO): hydrolase activity
Source: RefSeq, a predicted model, not a curated record
AUGAGCGCUCCAGAGGAUCCAGUUCUUGCCAAGCCGGCUGAACUUUGCUGUCUGAAAGGUUCCAUCCAUUCGGGAGAGCCGGCAGGCAAUCUCAUGCAAAUUGGAGGCGUGGACACCUACGUGGCCACACCGGACAAGACGAAGUCCAAUGGACAUGUUCUCUUGUUCUUUACAGAUGCCUUUGGCUUGCACAUCAAUAACUUUCUUACAAUGGAUGCGUUUGCCGCUUGCGGGUAUCUGACAUUGGGCGUCGAUUAUUUCGCCGGGGACCCAAUUUGGAAGCAUUCCCAAAACCCGUUGAACGAUCCGACCUUUGACUUCCAGAGUUGGAAGAACAAGCACAUGGACUCCACCGACCGCAUUGCUGCUAAGUGGGUAAAGGACGUCAAAGCAGAGUAUGGAAAUAAUGGGGAAGUCAAGUUUGUUUGCGCCGGGCAUUGCUGGGGGGCGCGGUUUGUGUGUACCCAGCUUUCCAAGGACGGAAUCUGCAGGGCUGGCGCUAUCGCUCACCCGUCGUUCAUGAACGAGAGCCAUGUGUUCGGUAUCGAUGUACAAGCGCCUAUUCUCUUUUCCGUGCCGAACAUAGACGGUCUCUUUAUGCCGGAGCAACGCGCCCGCGCCGUUGAGAUUAUGACGAACGAAAAGAAAAGGUUUAAUAUGCAGAUCUUCUCCGAUGUUGCACAUGGAUUUGCAGCGCAUGCUAAGAGAUACUCCAAGUCGCGGGCAUUUUUGUCCGACCCAUACGAGAAAUGGGCGAAAGAGCAGAGCUUCCAAAGCUUUGUCCAGUGGUUUGAUUUCUGGCUGUCUAUAUCAUAG